Ostrea edulis (European flat oyster) is the source of this 2685-nucleotide messenger RNA. Its product is annotated as early growth response protein 1-B-like. The record is from RefSeq and is a predicted model, not a curated record. NCBI's taxonomy places the organism in Eukaryota, Metazoa, Mollusca, Bivalvia, Ostreida, Ostreidae. Gene Ontology annotation, biological process: regulation of transcription by RNA polymerase II. The transcript is spliced from 2 exons. The coding region runs from base 214 to 1911 and encodes 565 amino acids. Gene Ontology annotation, molecular function: RNA polymerase II cis-regulatory region sequence-specific DNA binding; DNA-binding transcription factor activity, RNA polymerase II-specific.
AGAUUUUACGCACAAUACUAAGAGUUUCCAUAUAUGGGACAUGUAGUAAAGAGAGUUUCAUUCAUAAAUACGUUGAUCGUGGAAGAGAAGUUCAUUCAUAAACUGAUCCUCGAAUGUGUGGAGUAGUUUGAUACAAAUAGUAGUUACAAUCGGUGAUCUAACAGUGUUUACAUAACUUCUAUGAAAACACGUGUCCACCAGUAAACAUUGGAAAUGAUUAUGGACGGUUUAGACACUCUAUCGCAAGUUGCACUGGAACAGAUUAACCUUACCAACUUGGCUAAUCUGUGUUUUGAUUGUGGUUCUGUUCCGGGAGGGGGUCGCUUGCCCUCCGAGUCCAUCGAUGACUCUCUGAAUACGCCUGUGACUAGUAAUUCGGAUACAUUCAGCUUUGGAAAUGAUCCUCUAGGGCCUGUGCCUAUUACUGCCCAUGCAAACAUCGAAGCUCAGAUUACCAUACCUGAGAGAAAUUUCGGUGCAGUUCCAUGCACCGAACACCAAACCCAGCCUUCAUUUGACCAAGCUAACCAGCAGGGCAUCACUCACCGCAUCCAAUAUAAAGGUACCCUCGUCACGUCAUCAGUGACUCCAUCAACAACUACAGCGGACCAGCUAUUCCCAAACAGCGGCCAGCCUAUCUUUGCUCCACUGUCGCCCUUACUAAGUAUCCUCACACAGGCAACACAAGUUCAGGCACAAGUUGCUACUUCACAUUGCCACAGUCUCCCAGACUAUUCCUCUUAUCAGUGCCAGCCGCAACUUCAACAGCAGUCAUGCUUCAGCCCUGCUCCAUCCACCACAUCUCAGCACUCGCAUCCCUCUCACGCUGGCUCCCCUCAGCCUGAUAUGGGAGUCCAAGACUGCGAUGCUUAUUCCACUGGGUUUGGAUCCCCCGGUCCUUUGACCCCCAGUUCUACUCAGUCCACUCCGGAACCACAAAUUCCAGUAUGCGAGCCAUUGUCUUUGGACUACACAAGCCCACCUCCUCCUUACACUCGCGCCUUCGAAGCUCAAGUAAAACAGCCCCCAAUAUUCAGUUCGUGCUCUCAACAACAGCCUAUCAUCAGUGAACAACAGCCUAUGAACAUUAGCUACCCUGUGUCAUCAACUAUGUCAAUGACACCCCAAACAGUCCUUCAUUUCACAGACGACAUGCGUGUCAGUGAUAUGAAUACACAUCAAAGCACAGAAUUCAAAUGGACAGUGCAACCAAAUCAGACUGGUUUACCAGACUUUAAUGCUCUUAACGUAACUCAAAACUACCAACAGCCACAGUAUCAAGUUCCAAGCAUAAAACAGGAACCAGGCAUUAGUGACUUAUCAAGUGACUUCUUAAAUCCAUCAUCCCAAGCUGAUUUCGGCAUGUCAUCUCAGAGCACCCCAUCGAAACAUUCGUUGCCUUCAUCCAUUAUCCAGCCCUACCCACAGGGACAACUCAAAUUGUUGCCAGUCAAACCUAGAAAGUACCCAAAUCGCCCAAGCAAAACUCCACCCCAUGAGCGACCAUACGCAUGUCCAGUAGAAAGUUGCGAUCGGCGAUUCUCCAGAAGUGAUGAACUCACACGUCAUAUUCGCAUUCACACCGGACAGAAACCUUUUCAAUGCCGUAUUUGCAUGCGCCAGUUCAGUCGAAGUGACCAUUUAACAACUCAUGUGCGGACACACACUGGAGAAAAACCUUUCUCUUGUGAUGUUUGUGGACGAAAAUUUGCUCGUAGUGACGAGAAGAAAAGACACGCAAAAGUGCAUUUGAAACAGAAAAUGAAGAAAGAAGCAAAAAUGCUGGCUUCAAAUGCACCCCUCCCCCCGGCUACCUCGACAAGUGAUAUGGUCACCAGCAUCCUACAAGGCAGUGUUAGCGGGCCUAGCACAAACUCAAUCCCGCACAUAGUAACGACAUCCUCUCUAUAAAAAAAGACAGUGAAACGUGAAAGACAGCUCAACAAUUUAUUUCACUCUGUUGUCAGGGACUCCGGUGAUUAUAUACUUACUAUAAGUAGAAAGGACAUAAGGUUGUCUAAUGUUUGAGCGCGAAUUGAAAACGAGGUAAUUCGUUUUCGCGCUUUAAAAAAUGAAAGUACAAAAAUACGUAUAGACAAGCUUUAUUAUAGUCAUUUAUUUAUGUUGCCAAGUGUCAUUUUCUCAUUUUACAUAAUUGAUAAAUGUUGUUCCUGUUGUUUGUUAUUGCUGGCAGCAUAUCAGGUACUAGUGCUUAUGUUAAGAAUUCGUUAUAUAUUUGUUAAGUUUCUCCCCAAAUAAAUUACAUUUCAGUAGAUCUGAACCCUAUAAUAGCUUUAUGAAUGGCAUUUUAUUCGUAUAUUUUGUUUUUCUCUAAAAAUACUGUAAAUUUUAUACAAUUACCAAACUCGUAUUUUUAUACCACCUCCUAAAUUAAAUAUUUAGUCGUGUACAGUUGAGGCUUAUAAAAUUCUUUAGCCAAGUUCAUGUGUACAAACUUUCUGUCACGUUGUGAUAAAUAUGUGAUUAUGUGAGACUGUGUGAGAGACAAGUACAUUACUUGUAUGAUAUUUUGUUGAAUUUGCCCUUUUAAACAUUUCUUAUUUUAUUAUAUUUGUUCAUUAUAUGUUGUCAUAUUUCCAUAUUCUUGCUGGCUAAGAGUAAAAAAGCAUGAUGCUAUCAGAAACUGAUAGUCGACUGUUGAAAUAAAUGAGUUAAAAUAUGAAA